This is a messenger RNA of Monopterus albus (swamp eel), 6237 nucleotides long. RefSeq names its product prominin 1a (gene prom1a). The record is from RefSeq and is a predicted model, not a curated record. The transcript has 29 exons. Gene Ontology annotation, molecular function: cholesterol binding. The coding region runs from base 359 to 3055 and encodes 898 amino acids. Lineage: Eukaryota; Metazoa; Chordata; Actinopteri; Synbranchiformes; Synbranchidae. Gene Ontology annotation, cellular component: cell surface; apical plasma membrane; microvillus.
CGCCCGCUCCCGUGACGCUGCGCCUUCCCGAGCGCAUAGAGCUUGAGUGGAAGCAACACGCGCUCAUCUCGUUGGGUCUGAACCCAUCGAAGACCGGAGACGAAGGUAAAUUUCACCCGCCGUUGCGUCCGUCAAGGAGCCCCAGACCGCGGGCAGCGAUGCUCGGAAUGAGUCUCUCUGCGGGCAGCAGGACUUAAAACGCUGCGGUCCAUCCAGCUGGACACUUUUACGUUUACGCUCGUCUCUUCGCCUUUUAUGUCCCUUCCCCGUUGAAAAGAAAGGAUCAGUCAUCUUCUAGCCUGCAUCCAUCUUUAUUUAACCCCCGUUUCACGACUAGCUGGGGUUGUAUUUGGCGACGAUGUGGAAGACCGGAGUCCUCCUCCUGCUGCUGGGGGUGCUUUUAGCGUCCGGCGAACUCCAUCAGGAGAGGGAGCCACGGAGACUCCCACCGCCGGGAAAGUUGGAUUUCGGUUAUGUGCCUGGAGGAGUUUACGAGACGCUGGCCCAUUACGAACCGGGGCCGAUAGGGAUUCUCUUCCAGAUGCUACGGGCUUUUCUGUAUGUGGUGCAACCCAGCGCUUUCCCACAAGAGCUUAUUGUCAAACUGGCAAAGGACAGGUUUGGAGCCAUUCAGACAGAAUAUCAAAAGCCAGAGAACAUAGUGCUGAGUCUUCAGGCAAUCUACUAUGAGAUAGGCUUCCUAGUAUGUGCAGCCAUGGGCCUGCUCUUUGCUGUUCUGAUGCCGAUAGUUGGCCUCUUCUUCUGCAUGUGCCGCUGCUGUGACAACUGCGGUGGUGAGAUGCACCAACGCCAAAAGAAGAACGCAGACUGCCAGCGUGGCCUGCUGGGAACGCUGCUUUUUUCCACCUCACUGGUCAUCACGAUUGGCAUCCUGUGUGCGUAUGCUGCCAACCAGAACCUGAGUUCUCAGGUGAAGAACAUACGCAGAUUGGUGAACAGCAACAUCAAGGACCUUCACACCUUUGUUAAUGACACGCCAAUGCAAAUUGAUUACCUAAUAUCUCAAUAUGCCACAGCCAAGAAAAAAGUCGUCUAUGACCUAAACAAUAUUGGUCCGAUACUAGGUGGAAGGAUACAUGAUCAGUUGGAUAAGGAGGUCCAUCCUGUCAUGGACGAAGUGCUUAAUAUGGCCAGAGUCAUGCAAGAAACCAAAGAAGCCCUUGAGAAUGUCAGUGUGUCUCUGGAGGUGCUCCAGGAGGGAACAGGAAAGCUCAAUUUCAACCUGAGUGUGGUCCGGACCAACAUCAACCGCACCCUUGACAACCCCGGCUGUCAUGAAGAACAGUCAGAUGUCACUACUGUCCAGCUGUGCCGCAACAUCAGCCAGUCACUGUCCCAGUUGCAGAUCAGCGCCAACUUCACACGGCUACCCAACGUGAACUCGCAGCUAGAAAACAUGAGAAAUGUACUGAGAACAGACCUCAGCGCUUUCGUCCAGAGGGGUUAUGCCUCUUUAAACAACACGCCACAAAUGGUGUUUGAACAGACCGGGAGUGUUACAGAGAGUGUACAGAAUUUGCUGGACAGCAUUGGCAAGAACAUCAGCCGCUUUUCCAAGACAUUCCCAGUGCAGACCUGCCUGUCAAAUUUCACCAUCUUUAUUAACCAUGCACAUGCCAAGGUUGAAGACUACUACCCUGAAAUUGACAAAAUGGACUUCUACAGGUGGAUUGGCUGUAUUGCUCUUUGCUGCAUGGUGGUGCUGGUCCUGGCCUUCAACUACCUGGGCCUGCUAUGCGGCACCCUGGGAUAUGACAAGCAUGCUUCGCCUACGACGCGAGGCUGCAUCUCCAACACAGGAGGAACAAUGCUGAUGGCCGGUGUUGGAUUUAGCUUCAUCUUCUCCUGGGUACUGAUGGGAGUGGUGACCAUCAUCUUCCUGGCUGGAGGGAACAUGGAGAAACUUGUUUGUGAGCCCUUCUACACCAAAGAGCUUUUCAAGGUUGUGGACACCCCAUAUCUGGUCCGCCCAGAGUGGAAGAACUUCAUCCCUGGUUACAUGUACGGUGACUCCGAGCUGGAGCUGACAGCAGAGAGCUUGUACAGCACCUGCAAAGAGAACAAAGGCAUCUACUCUGCCAUGCGUCUGGACAAAGUCUUCAACAUCUCCUCUUUCCUGAACACCACAGCGUUUACUGCGGAUGUGGUGGGUCAUCUGGACAGCAUUAAGAUCGACCUGAGCACAAUAACCUUGUUAGAGCCAGAGGGGAAGCAGAACCUCCUGGAUUUCUCUGAAGCAGGGCUGUCAGAAAUCAACUACGCUGACUAUCUGGAGGAGGUGAACAAAGGAGUCACUGUAGUGAACCUGCUCUCCUUUGCCACUGUGCUGGAGGCCCAGGCAGACCUCAUGCCCAGAGGCCCUCUGCAGACUGCUCUGAAAGGCCAUGCUAGCACUCUGCGACAGAUCCACAGUCAACAAAUCACCCCUAUGGAACAGGCCAUGAAAUAUGGUAGAGCAAGGAGCGCUUUGAACCAGAGUAUGAGGUUCUUGGAGAGAACAGCCUCAGACCUGCCAAACAAAGUCUUGGCAGUUCUCAGUGCUGUCAAUGCUGCUCAGUUACUCAUCUCUCAGAACACUACACAUUUAAUCAGUCAGGAAACAAAAAAAUACACAGCGAUGAUAGUUGACUACUUCCGUCAAUACAUAGAGUGGGUCAAAACAUCUCUGGCUUUGGAGGUGGCACCAUGCAAGCCCUUCAGUAACAUAGUGGACACUGCAGACAUCAUUGCUUGUAGUUUCUUGGUUGACUCUAUGAAUACAUUCUGGAUGGGCCUGGGCUGCAGCACCAUCUUCCUGCUCCCAAGCAUCAUCCUUGCAGUGAAGUUAGCCAAGUACUACCGCAGGAUGGAUACAGAGGAUGUUUACGAUGACAUUGAAACAAUUCCCAUGAAAACUAUGGAAAUUGGUAAUAAUGGUUAUCAUAGUGAGAGCUCACAAGGUAUCCCAAAUCCUAUGCUGACAAGCAUCCCUACCUAUGACACCAUAAGCAGGUUCCCACGGGCCUCGGCUCCUCCGAGGCACAUCGACUGGUGACAGAGCCGGAGCUCGUUCUGGCUUCUGAAAGGUACUGGAAAACCAACAAGUCAGUCCUCUGUUUCUCUAACACUGUUUUAUUUAAUGCCUUCCUUCCGUUCUUCAGCUUUCCCUGACCCAAGCGUCAUCUUAGUGUCUGCUGCAUCUAUCUCUCCUUCUGUUUUUCAUGGUAUUUCUUAUGCACUACUCUAACCUAACCUUCAAACACCUCUUUACAGCUUGUUUUAGUGCUUUUCUGCUCACAGUGACUUUGCAAGAAAACCAAUAUGUGCCCUGGGAAACUGGAACUAAAAUACACGAUAACGAAUGUUUCAUAAUCCCUUGGGCCAGAUGAAACUCAGUGAAAGCUGGUUUCCUUACAACAGCAGAAGAACAACAAGUGUUUUUAUCUUUAACGAUCAACUCGCCUUCCUCGGCCAGGCCGAUCACAACCUGCUCCCCAGCAUCCUCCAACAAACUCCCUGCAACACAUCCAACCCUUCUCCCUGUGCAUCAAUCUGAGCCAGGCUUGUUCUGCAUUUUUCAAAGGACUGCUGUGUCUGCGUUUACAUUUUGUUCAGACACAAAAUCAAGCUGAAACCACAUUCAGAGACAGGACAUGACAAUAACUGUAAUGCCUGUUUGUUUUAAUGUACUUGUUUGUGUUUAAGAAAACAGUGGCUGAUGUUUGGAUGCCAUGUCAUCCAAACAUCAUGGCAAGCAGCUGGAGGAAGUGUCUUUCUCCUUACAAUGGAUGUAUCAUGGACAGAUGGAUGGAGGCAGCUGAUGUUAAGGUGUAACAGUCUGUCAAUAAACAUUUGGGGAAAGAUAUAAAUUAACAUGAUAUACAACAUGUUUUAACGGCACCCUAUGAGAGUCAGUGGGUGUGUUGUACCUUAAGAACUGGAUGAUUUGAACAAAGUGGUAAAAAUACAGAAAUGGGUUGUUCCCAGGUGGGUUUCUGGGAUUAUCACAUGACAAUUUACUAUGACCUUAUAAAGUGUCUAUAAUAUUACAAGAACAUUUGUCAUCUUUGCUCAUCUGAGGCACAUUGCAUAUAACGGGCUGCCUUUCAAAAAUAUGUUUCGCUCUUGUGUUUUGGCAGACAUGCUCCUUCUUAAAGGGAAAAUCUACCAGCAGCGUCUGCUACACUGUUAAAAAUGACCAGUCUGUAAUGCAUGAAAUUUUUUGGUACAGUGUUUAAAAUGUAGUCAUUACUAUAACUUUUUUUUAGCAUUUUUGUUAACAUCCACCUUUUAAUUUUGUCAGGUAUUGAUUUCCUACAUUCCCCAGAAUGCCUCUAAACAGUCAAAAAUAGGUUUGUGGCUUUGUUGCUGCAAUCCUUUUUUUUUUUUUUUUUUGCAAUUCCUAUUUUUGCACAGUUUGAUUCAUUUGAAUAGUUUUUGUCCUAAAGAAAACAUAUCCAGUGUAGGAAACACUACAAAGAUUAGCUAAAUAGAUGACAAUGUUUUGGUUAUAUUUCAAUGUUUUUGCCUUUUUUAAUGUCCUGAAUCCUUUCAGAUUUAUUAUUUGACUUUCUGAGUUGCCCAGGCCUGAGCUUGAAAAUUAUAAGCUACAUCACUAAAUAGUGUUUUUGUAGAAGUCUCAAUAUUUUGAGUGUAUUUUCCCUUAAAAUAAACACAAUAAACUCAGAGCAUAACUUCAUAACAUUUACUUCAUAAAGCUUUUAGAUUCUUCGCAGCCAAUGAAUGAACAACACAAGUAACAUUGUUGAGUUCACUAACAUGACGUUUAUAAUUAAGUCUUUAUUGCUUUUGUAGUGGCAAUUCUUUUAAAGUGGAGAAAUGCUUUCUCAAGCCAAAUCAUUCUUUACUGUAGGUCAGUGGGCUUUUAUUUAUGUGCUUAAUUUGUUUCUACUUUUUAACCUCCCACAGUAGCUAUGGAUACAAUUAAAACUAAUGAGUAAAUUAAUGUAUUCAAGAGAUUGUUUUCCAUUUGUAAUGCUUGUCUAUGGCUGUUGACUGAGAAAUAUGCUGACUAAUGACUAAUGCAGUGGGCAAGCCAAUCCAGUUAUACAACCCACCUCACAUCUAUGCUAGAUUUCCAGCUGCUGUCAGCAGAAUCUAAUCAACAAUUAGACAAUCCAUUCGUGGGACAAGUGAGCACUGUCAGUCAAAUAGAAAAGAAUAGAAGAUUAAAUACUUUAUGGUUUAAACAGCUGAUGGUGUUGAUGCACAUUGUGAAAAAAUGAUUUCCAUCUUAACAUUGAAAGGCUGGGUUUUAGCUGUGUUUGAAAACACUGGAAAUGCAACAACAUUAGCCCAAAUAUAAGGAUUUACAUUACUAAAAAUCAGAUAUCUAAAUUAAGUGAAGUAGCAUUACACAACAUUAUAUUUUAAUGUCUUGUGUGAUACAUUGUGAAAGUGCUAAAGGAUUUUGAAAUAUCUUAUGCUAGGUGUCAACUGACUCCAAAUAUUAGUCCCAUUUUAUGUCCAUUACCUCACAUUGACAUUACAAAUCAACAGAUCUUGUGAAAAAGAUUAGAUCAUAGGUUUAUAUCUAUUGAAUUUUGUUUGUUUGUUUUUGGCCUCCCAAAAAGGCCAGUCAGCUACCUACUAAAGCUAAACUAGCUAACUUACAGUAUGUGUUUUACAUAAGUCUGACAUUCCCAAUUCCUGUUUUUACUCUUUUAUUUAACUCCUAUUUUUAACCAACAUUAUAUUGACUUUACAACAUGAAUGUAGUAGCCUAUGGCACAGAUUUAUUUAUUUUUUUUUAUUUUGGCCAUUUAGCUAGUAGCUAGAGCUAGUAAGCUAGCUAACCUCUCUGUUUUAUAUAACUUCCAGAUAAAGUCCCUUAACCAUCAUCCAAUGUAAAGUUAAAAUGGCCUCCACUGGCAUCCCAAUAUUUGGCAGUUUGCUUGCUUAUUUCAUUGCAAUACCUCAUUUCUUGUUAAGAUGGACAUUUCUAAAGUAGCACUGUGCUCACAGCUAUCACUGGUUUUCCUGUCUGAUAGAGUCUGAUGUGAGUUACCCAUCCUGGGAGAAAAUGGUGAUUUUACUAAGUGCUUAAAUUAGAUAUAGUUUAUCCAAACCCUGGAUGGAUGUUGUCAGGACAAAUGCAGAGGUAACUUUGAACUGUCCAUAUAGCAUGUGCUCCAAGGUUAGACACUGAUGGAGCCAUGGGGAACAUUUUAUGUAGUGGUGAAGAGAGUGCAUAUUGUGAAUAAACUUUGGACUUCA